ACAUUUUAUCAGAAGCCUGAUAUCCGAGCUCUUGCUGCUGAGAAUGGAUUAGACAGAAAACUUUUCCAUGAAGCUUACAUCAGUUUCCGACAGUUUUGUUCGGUGCUUCAAAACUUGAAUGCAGACCUUUACAUCAUUAUGAAUGACAUCAUUCAUGGCGCAGGUCACGUUAACGAUAUCUUCCCAUAUUUCCUGCAACAUGCUCGAGAAGUGUUCCCGCAUCUUGUUUGCAUGGACGAUCUGAAAAAAAUCAGUGAUCUCAGGCUACCAGCCAACUGGUACCCAGAGGCAAGAGCUAUUCAGCGUAAAAUUAUAUUUCAUGCUGGUCCCACAAACAGUGGUAAGACAUAUCAUGCACUACAAAGGUUUCUCACAGCGAAAUCUGGGGUUUACUGUGGCCCCCUGAAACUCUUGGCUGUUGAAGUAUUUCACAAAAGCAAUAAUGAGGUAAAUCGUCUUUUAUAUUCUUUAACUACACUCGGAUAUACUACAUUCUCGGAGUGUUUGCAAGCUGGUCUACAUCCUACUGCGGAUCAAAUAGAGCUAUUUGCUUACCAUUUGCCUAAUGCUACUCUCUCAAAUCUGAUGGUGCUAUCAGCUAAUCUCGCCACGUAA
Messenger RNA from Octopus sinensis (East Asian common octopus), 615 nucleotides. Its product is annotated as ATP-dependent RNA helicase SUV3 homolog, mitochondrial-like. Lineage: Eukaryota; Metazoa; Mollusca; Cephalopoda; Octopoda; Octopodidae. The record is from RefSeq and is a predicted model, not a curated record. Bases 139 to 615 code for a protein of 158 amino acids. Gene Ontology annotation, cellular component: mitochondrial degradosome. Gene Ontology annotation, biological process: RNA catabolic process; mitochondrial RNA 3'-end processing. Gene Ontology annotation, molecular function: RNA helicase activity. The transcript has 6 exons.